Messenger RNA from Capsicum annuum, 1157 nucleotides. Its product is annotated as lignin-forming anionic peroxidase-like. Bases 72 to 1043 code for a protein of 323 amino acids. NCBI's taxonomy places the organism in Eukaryota, Viridiplantae, Streptophyta, Magnoliopsida, Solanales, Solanaceae. The transcript has 4 exons. The record is from RefSeq and is a predicted model, not a curated record. Gene Ontology annotation, biological process: response to oxidative stress; hydrogen peroxide catabolic process. Gene Ontology annotation, molecular function: heme binding; peroxidase activity.
AUCACAAAGCUAAUAAGCAUAUCUAUAAUUCUUCAGAUCAUACAGACAUAGACCAUCUUUGUACUUUUAAAAUGAGUAUUUCAAACAAAAUGAAUUUUGCAGCCAUUGUUGCUACAUUUUCUCUUGUUCUACUCUGUAGCAUGCAAUGUCAUGCACAACUUUCUUCCACAUUCUAUGACCGCACGUGCCCUAAUGCUCUCAACACUAUCCGUACGAGUGUUAGACAAGCAGUUUCAGCUGAACGCCGCAUGGCUGCAUCCCUCAUUCGUCUUCAUUUCCAUGAUUGCUUCGUUCAGGGUUGUGAUGCUUCUAUUUUACUUGAUGAGACCCCUACAAUUGUUAGUGAGAAGACUGCUUUACCAAAUCUUGGGUCAGUUAGAGGUUACGGUAUUAUAGAAGAUGCAAAAAGAGAGCUUGAGAAAACAUGUCCAGGAGUUGUAUCAUGUGCUGACAUACUUGCAGUUGCUGCUAGGGAUGCAUCCACUCUCGUUGGCGGCCCAUCAUGGACUGUGAAACUAGGAAGAAGAGAUUCUACCACUGCAAGUCACACUCUUGCAGAAACUGAUCUCCCUGGUCCUUUUGAUCCUCUUGAUAGGCUUAUUUCUGCCUUUGCAAACAAAGGCCUUAGCACAAGGGAUAUGGUUGCUUUAUCAGGAUCACAUUCAAUCGGUCAAGCACAAUGCUUCCUUUUUCGUGAUAGGAUUUAUAGCAAUGGAACAGACAUCGAUGCUGGGUUUGCUAGCACUAGAAGACGUAGUUGUCCUCUCGAAGACCAGAAUGGAAACCUAGCUCCACUUGAUUUGGUCACACCCAAUCAAUUGGAUAACAACUACUUCAAGAACUUGAGACAAAGAAAAGGUCUUCUUCAAUCGGAUCAAGUUCUUUUGAGUGGAGCAUCUACAGAUGAUAUUGUUUUAGAAUAUAGCAAUAGCCCUCGAGCAUUUGCCUCUGAUUUCGCCGCUGGCAUGAUUAGAAUGGGAGAUAUUAGUCCUCUUACCGGUCAAAAUGGGAUCAUAAGAACUGUCUGUAGUUCUAUCAAUUGAUCUAAUUUCAAGUCUGUCACUUGUAUGUUUGCCAAGUAUAUUUGUAUUCAUUUGAUUCUUUCUCUACGUAUUGUGUUUCAAGAAUGAAAUAAAAUCUCUGUUAUUUUUUAAAGA